Rotaria sp. Silwood2 is the source of this 1302-nucleotide messenger RNA. The record is from the annotation of a GenBank genome assembly. NCBI's taxonomy places the organism in Eukaryota, Metazoa, Rotifera, Eurotatoria, Philodinida, Philodinidae.
AUGCUCAUUGUGAAACAAUCGUUAUUUCUGUUGUUUACAUUGUUAAGUGAAGCCAAUGUUGUAGCACGAAUCGUAACAACAACAAUAACACCAACGAUAUUCGACCUUAAUAUAAAUUCUUCUCUUGAACAAGUUGAGGGAGGACGGGUACUUUUAUUCAGGAAUGUAUUACCUGAAAGUGAAGCUACUCAGAAAAUUCAACAAGAAGCAUUAUUUGAUAAUAAUUAUUCUGAACAAUUAGGUCAAGAGUUAAAUAAAACUCGAGAAGAAUUUAAUCAUGGACCAGAAUAUGACGUAAAUUGGAUAUUUAUUAAUAAAGAAAAGGCUCGUGUAGUAUUUUCUCUAUUUUCAAUGCCGACGGUAACAAAUGAAACGAAUUUUUUCAAAACACAUGAUAAUAAAACAAAUAUAUUUCCAACGAUGUUAUCCAUAACACCAUGUACACUUCAAUCGAUUUAUUCAUUAACAUAUUUUCGUUUUGCUGUACGAGAAUAUAAAACAAAUACCACAAUUCUUCCAAUGACACGCUUAAAUUUAACACAUACACCAUCGAGAUCUGAUGGUUAUUUUUCAAAUUCAUUAUUACUUGUAUUAGAUCCAAAAGAAAAAUAUUCUGUAUGUAUAUAUUAUUAUCAACUAAAUAUAUCAACACAAAUGCCAGAUUUAUUCAUCUGUCUAUAUGUUAUGGAUGAUCAUUUAAAACAUUCAGCACAUGGUCUUAUAUUUGUUUUAACACAAUAUUCAAUUAUUCUUGGUUUACUUAUUGUUUUACAAGGUUUAUUUACUGUACGAAAACGUCGUUUUGCUCAUAUUGUGCAUCAACUUUUAAUUAAUAAAGCACAAAGACUUCGUUCGACACUUUCAUCAGUUAGUCUUGUACGACAAUCAACGAAUCUAAUGGAUACAACAACUGAACAAAAAACUACAAAAUUGAAUGGUCAUGUAAAUCAAGAAAAAAAUAAACUUAAAAAACGUAUUAUAUCAUCACCAGCUAUUGUUCUUAUUGAACCAACAAUGCAAUCAAAUAUGACUACGAGUAGUUCGAAUGAAAAUGAAUCAUGUCUUAAAUUAACAAGUGGAAAAAAUCACGUUCAUUUUUUACUUGGCUUAGAUGAAGAAUCUGAUGAGAAUAAUGAUGAUGAUGAUAAUAAUGAUAAUGAUAAUGAUGUUAUUCCAAAUGAUACAAUACUUACUCCACCAAUAAUAUCAAUACAUAUGGAACCUUAUGGUGAUCAAUCCAAUGCUUUGUUAUCCAUGGCUCAUAUACUCGAUACAAAUAAACCUUGGUCCAAACAAUCAUAA